UAUUAAAAGACAUAGGCCUAAUACAACACACAUCUUAGUAGAACCUGCCUGUCUGCAGAAAAAAUUAAGGAUUAUAUCAAGAUGGCUACUAGUGCCAGUGAGCUGAAUCAGUUUCUGGAAAAUGUUCAUGAGAUGGUCCUAGAGUGCACAAUAUGUUUGAAGAGAUUUCAAAAUCCUAAAUCCCUCAAUUGCCUCCAUACAUUCUGUUUGGCAUGUCUUGAAGAUUGGGUAAAGAAGGAGAAGGGUAAGCUAACGUGCCCAACCUGCUCAAAAUCGUACCCUAUUCCAGAAGAUGGGCUUCAGAAGCUUCCACCAAAUACCAUUUUAAAUAACUUAAUAGAAACUAUUGAAAAAUUUUCAAAAACAGAUCAGAUGAAAUGUGUUUGUGGAAAAGGACCGGCCAAAUACUACUGCCAGGAAUGCAGACAUUACUUGUGUUGUACCCAUAGUAAAGAUCACAAAAUAAUGCCAAUAUCAGCAAGUCACAAGCUACAUUCAGUGGAGGAAGUACAAUCGAUGAGCCCUUUACAGAUUGCAGCGUUGCAUCCUCCAAUAUGUUCUGUUCACAAUGAGCCUUUAAAAUUUUUCUGCUGCAUAUGCAAUGUUCCAAUAUGCACAGACUGUGCAAUUACUGACCACAAUGCAGGGGAUGGAAAUCACAAACCAAUCAGCAUUUCUAAAGCAUUCCAAGCAUUUAAAGAAACUUCAGCAGCAUUGGAAAAAGCUGCCAAUGACUGCAAAGACAAGUUAGAAGAUGGCCUCAAAGCAGUUAAACAGAAUGUUAAAAUAUUAGAACAAAGCAAAUAUACAAGUUUGAGAGAUAUUGACAAUCAUGUGCAAGAAAUGUGCAAGAUGAUGAAGAAAAAAGGAGACCAAAUGAAAAAUGAAGUAGAGACAAUCUACAAAAAGAAAAAGAGGGUGUCAGAUGUGCAAAUACAUGAACUAAAAACAACAAUAAAUGAUAUAACUACAAAACUAUCUUUUCUUAAUCAAUUAUUGAAGAGUGAUGAAGCUACAGCAAUGCAAUCAAGUGAAGCAGUAAUUACAGCGCUGAAAGGCACAACCAGAGAACUGCCAAAAACAGAGCCAAAUGAUGAUGGAUACAUUAAAUUCUUAAUAAACAAACAGCAACUUGCUGCAUUGCAAAAAUUUAACAUUGGAAAUGUCACAUUGGGGGCAGCAGAGUGUCUAACAUUAAAGGCAGAGGAAUCUGCGACCCAAGGUCAGACAAUUGUUGUAAAAGUAAUCAAAACAGAGGAAUGUGAAAUACGUGCAAAUCAAAUGAAGGCAACAUGGACACAUCCUACAGGAGAAACCAACAUCACACAAGUUGAAAAGGAUGACAAUGGAGAUUAUUUUGUGAUAGGCAAAUGCAAACAUCCAGGUUUUUGCAGACUAGAUGUGAGUGCUGAAGGCAAACCAAUUAAGCAGUCUCCAUUGAUGAUCAAAGUACACAAGAAAGAAUUAGUAAAUACUAUUGAUAUAAACAUAGAACGUCCUGUAGGUGUAGUUAAGUAUGAAGAUGAUUGCUUACUGGUUUCAUGUAAUACAAAUGAAAUACUCAAGUACAAGCAAUCAGGAGAAUAUAUUGGUAAGGUUGGAUUGCCACAAGGUCUGAAAGUGUAUAGACUGUUCAAAAUGAAGAAUGGUAACAUAGCAUUCAGUGAUUCGGGUAACAGAUGCAUUAAAGUGUGUAAUAUGAGGGGUCAGGUAAUGAAAUCAAUUGGUCAGGAAUUAUUGAGGGAUCCAGCUGGUAUCCAUAUGAAUGUAGCAUCAAAUAUUUAUGUAGCAGAUGGAAAUUAUUGUGUAUUCAUAUUUGACAUUUGUAGUGGCCAGGUGAUGAAGAAGAUUGGGUCAAAGGGCCACAAAGAAGGUCAAUUAAGAGGUGUCAUUGAUGUGGCCCUUACAAAUGAAGGACAUCUUCUUGUAUUGGAGUAUUACAACAAUAGAUUACAGCUAUUUGAUAAGGAAGGAAGGUUCAUGAAAGUCCUCGUUGAAGCAGUUGAUGAAAAUGGUAAAUUGAAGAAUCCAUGUGGAGUAGUAGUUGAUGAGGAUGACAACAUCAUUAUAUCAAGUAAUCACAAACUACAGCUAUUCAGUAGUGAUGGAAAUUUCAUUAAAAGAAUUGAUGAGCCAAAAGAUGGAAUUGAAAGUCCUAAUGGAUUAUGCAUCAUUUCGUAUCAUCCAAGGCAAGUUGCAGUAGCAAAUAGUGGUAACAAUACAGUAAAAAUAUUAACUUAUUAAAGUAUUUGAUGUCAGUCUGCUGCCCUCACUAGUUUUCCUUUGUUUUAAAUAAAGAAGCUCACAGCACUCUUGUAUGUAUUCUUAUUAUUCAAAGAAGUCCUGGCUAUUAGGCGCUAUAAACCAUGUUUAAAUACUGGAUUAAAAGCAUCCAAAGAACUUGCAAUUUUUAACUAGCCAUUAACAUCUAGUUUAUUUAUAUUCAUAUUAACAGUGUUUACACUUUAUCCAGAUUGAUUUUGUCCUGUUAACUCAUUAAUAAUAAUAUGUCACACCUUGUUUGCCUUGAUUGGUCAAUUUUACAGGUUUCUCACUUUUGAUUGGUUAGUUAAGUUACUUCAAUUCUGGUAUAUGGUCCCUAUGGACAAAAUUAUUUUUAUAAUAUAAAUAUUGAAUCAUGGCUUCUCUUAGUCAUUUUUGAGUCUACAUGAUAUUAUAUUAUCUAAAUAUAAUCAGUGGACCACUUGGUCUUAUAAUGUAGUGUACAUUAAAUUACACACAAAUCAUGUAUAAAUUAGUUGUCUCAAAACUGCACAAUUUAUAUUAAAUUAAAGUAUACUGUGUCACAAAAAUUUAAUCUCUCAAUAAGUAACAUAUACUAUUAAUAAGCAAAUAUUGUUAGGUUUUGAGUACAAUAUAGGAAAUAGCCUAGCAAAAGGAGACAUUAUUUCCUGAAAAAAAAAAUCUUUAAGCCUGCAGACUAAAGGCAUUUUUUUCUAAAUUAAGUUUUUCUUAUAUUGUUUUUUUUUUGUGUUUGCUAAGUAAUGAAAGAGAAAAACAAUUCAUUUAAAGGUACAGUAGUUUGAUAUGUUCUAGGAUUGCAGAGUUAAUAAAAAAUUAUCUCAAUUAUCAUCACCAAGGAUGCUUCUUGAUCCAGCAUCAUUUUUCAGUGUGAAUGAUAGUUAUAGGUUAAUAAUUUAUCAUUUCCAUGGCUUUUGUAAUAAACAUUUAUCAUAAAUAUUAUUUACAUAGGACUACUACAUUAGCCUAUUUUUUGUAGUUUAAAAUCAAUGACAUUGGAUUUUCUUUUACUAGGGUAAGAGCUAAUCAUUGAAUAUUUAGUAGAUGACUAUUGUAGCUGUCAGUACCGUAAUUGAUAUUAACUGUGUAUAACAUGGUAACUGUUUAAGUAAUGAUCAGAAAUACCUCCAUGUUUGCUAAUUGUAUUUUGUUUAGCAUGGAUUAUUAGCGUAGUAGAUCUGAUGAUUCUAUAAUUUAGAUUUUGAUGAGGUAACAAUUGGUCAAUACCUUUUACUGGUUUGCACUUUUCUGAGUAAUCGUCAUAUAUUCAUAUCAACUAUGAAUAUCUAUCAUCAUCUUCAAUCAGCAGUGGAGGUGUAUUAACAUACCAAAAUUACUAUCAUGUGUUUAUAUAUUAUCUAAUGAUUGUACACUACAGUAAAAUAAGUAUAUAUACCUUUGGGUUAUUUUUAAUUUUAGUAGUAUUUAUAUUUUCAUAAUUUGACUAGCUGUUAAGCAAUUAUAAUUGUUAUUUACUUUAUCAUUAGCCUGCUGUAAAUAACUUCUUAAAAUGAACAAAUUCUUUAAAUGUUACUUAAAUGUUGAAAAGGGAAUACUCCAUCAUAUUUAUCAAAAUAAUUGUUAAUGAAAGUAAACAUAAUUAAUUCAUAUUGGUCAAAGAAAUAAUACUGUAAUU
Molecule: messenger RNA, 3898 nt
Organism: Anneissia japonica
Lineage: Eukaryota; Metazoa; Echinodermata; Crinoidea; Comatulida; Comatulidae
Product: tripartite motif-containing protein 2-like
Exons: 2
Coding region: 82-2244 (720 amino acids)
Biological process (GO): positive regulation of DNA-templated transcription
Cellular component (GO): nucleoplasm; chromatin
Molecular function (GO): protein binding; ubiquitin-protein transferase activity; zinc ion binding
Source: RefSeq, a predicted model, not a curated record